Molecule: messenger RNA, 2378 nt
Organism: Teleopsis dalmanni
Lineage: Eukaryota; Metazoa; Arthropoda; Insecta; Diptera; Diopsidae
Product: F-BAR domain only protein 2-like
Exons: 9
Coding region: 307-2127 (606 amino acids)
Biological process (GO): clathrin-dependent endocytosis; clathrin coat assembly
Cellular component (GO): plasma membrane; cytoplasm; clathrin-coated vesicle
Source: RefSeq, a predicted model, not a curated record
AACUGUUUAAUAUAUACUAAAAUUCAUAAAACUCUGUACCUCAUCCAUCAAAGCGCCAAUUCAUUGUACCUAAAACAAAAAACUAACAAUGCAUCUGCACAAUAGAUAUUUUUGACAAAGUCCAUUAAUUUAUCUAAAAAAUUAAUACUUUCAGUGUCUGGGAUUUUACGUAGUCGGCGAGAUAAAACGAAAACGAAAAAGUCUAAAAAAAAGAAAGAUGGCGAGGCUGCUGAAAAUAUACAAGAGGAACGUCUGGCAAGCGUUGAUCGUGCUAAUAAUUCUUUGGAUCAUGAAGAACAUGGCAAAAUGAAAACUCAAAAUUCUAGUGGUAGCAGUGCUGGAGGUUUGGGUGUAUCAUCUGCUUCAGCACCUGGAAGUGUGGAUUCAACUGGUGGCAAUGGUAUUGGUGGUUUAACCGCUUUGAAUGCUUCUUCAGCAAUAAACUCUAACAGUGCUGCAAAUAAUAGUGGUAAUGGAGUAAAUGGUGCCGCUGGAACAUCUGCAAGUGGGAACUCCUAUGGUGCCAAUGAGGUGGAUGAAGAUGGAUAUAGCAUGCAACCGCCAAAAGAAAUUGCUUGGGAAGAGAAUCACGAUAAUGCUGGUAGUUUCUACUCUGAUUCAGACUCAGAUUCAGAUAACGAUAAACGCGAUCGUCGUAUACAUGUGAAAAUCAAACCUCUAAACAAUGGUCAGGCGCCAAUGUCAGCAAGUGUUGAUGAGCUACGUGCGACCGUUGAGAAUAUAUCGCUAUCACCAACUGGUGUGUUUUCGCAUAGUCAGCAACUGCAACAUUCACGUGUCGCGUCACGUCAACAAUCGCCAGAAAUGAUAUCGAAUGCCUCUACACCAACAGCCACCGUGCAUCCUUACGCACCUUUGCAAAGUCCAACUUUGUCAAUGUCGCAUAAUUCAAAAUAUGCUGACCUGGGUGAUAUAUUUUCUGAAUUGGGCGAUGUAAGUGCCUCAGCGCCAGCUUCUGCUACGCUUUCAAAAUCAACGGCGCGACAAAUACCAACCCCAACAUCAGCCAGUAACAUUGCUAUACCCCGUCCACCAUCAAGACGUUCAGAGAUGGUAACAUCAGGUGGUGUUACGGGUGGUGUUGGAGGUGCUCGUGGGCGUAUUAGUCCAUCACCUAUGAAUCGUGCCGAUAGUAUUGGUAGCUUAGAGUUUCGUACAGCUAUUGGAGGCAUUGGGUCAUCUCGCGGUCCUUCACCACUUACAAUUGGCAUUACAGAUACCAUACCUUUGGCUGUUGCAUUCCAUGAGAUUAUACAUGCUUAUUUUCGUGGCAGCGAUGAAUCACGUUGUCAAGUUAAAAUAUCCGGUGAUAUGAUGCUAUCAUUCCCUGCUGGUAUUGCCGGUCAUCUAGCGAAUAAUCCCAAUCCAGCCAAAUUGGGAUUUCGUAUGAAAAAUGUGCAACAUUUGGAAAAUUUCAUUCCAAAUGGCAAAUUAGUUCAAAUUGACAAAAACCUGUCAAGUUCUUAUAGUACAAUGUUGGAGUUUAAUAUGCCAGCACUGACUGCAUUGCUCAGACGUCAAGCUGAACACAAUCCAACUGCGUCCUAUUUUAAUGUGGACAUUUUAAAGUAUCAAGUGCGUACUAAGCCUGGUGCUUCCUCAUGUCCAUUUCAACUCGUAAGCUAUUGGAAAUGUGAACCCACCUUUACUGCCUUAAAAAUUGAUUAUAAAUAUAAUAACCAUGCCAUGGCCAGCGCAUCGCCACUUUUGAAUGUAACACUGUCCGUACCUGUUAAUGGACAAGUGCGGAAUGUACAAUCAAAACCGCACUCAGCAUGGCUUGGAGAAUCUAAUCGUUUGGUGUGGAAUUUUACCGAUAUAUCACAAAAUUCACAGGAUGGUGGAGUUGGCACUUUACGUGCUCGGCUGGAACUGAAUGAUGGGCCAUCAACGCCGGCUUUACUUACAACACAAUUCAACUGUGAAGGUACGACAUUAUCUGGAAUUGAGUUUGAGUUACAAGGAAGUGGAUAUCGUUUAUCUUUAGUUAAACGAAGAUUUGUUUCAGGCAAAUAUGUAUGCGAAGGAGAUGGAGUGCGUAGUGGGGCUACACCUACACCACCAUCAGUUGGUUCGACUAGUCCAUUUUCAGCAAAAUCUAAUUAAUCGAACCUCUAACAAGAAACCGAAAUGAAGAGAAAUUAAUAAGAAAAAGGCUAGAAAUGAUUAAUGAAUUAGUAGUGCACAUAUAAAUUUUAAACUUAUAGUGAAUCAAUCUUAAAGCAUUUCAACAUAAAACGAUUUCUAUAUCGCGAAAAAAGCAAAUUGAAACUAUUGUCAUAAUUUUCAUCAAUGCGUAUAGGCUCGUGAAUAUAGCAAAAAUGUUAAAAAUUAAAACUAAAGUAAAUAGUUUAUUG